CUCCUCGUUCAAAACGUCAACAGCGCCAAACUUGGGGCUCCCCAUUAGGAAAAUGAGUACUGAUAACAAGGAGCCACAGUGGAGGAAAAUAAAUUCCGUUGCAGGAGUGAUACCUCGGUCCAGGCACGGACACCGAGCAGCGACAAUACGGGAGCUGAUUAUUGUUUUCGGUGGUGGAAACGAAGGGAUAGCAGAGCACCUCCAUGUUUACAACACUGUCUCAAAGCAGUGGUUCCUGCCUGCGGUGCGGGGUGACAUCCCGCCUGGCUGUGCUGCCCAUGGUUUCGUCUGUGAAGGUACCAGAAUACUGGUCUUUGGAGGCAUGGUUGAGUUUGGGAAAUACACAAACAGCAUUUAUGAGCUUCAGGCUAGUCGCUGGCUGUGGAAGAAGCUGAAGCCCAGAGCACCAAAGAACGGCUCCCUUCCUUGUCCACGGAUUGGACACAGCUUCUCUCUUGUGGGUAACAAGUGCUACCUGUUUGGAGGGCUGGCCAAUGACAGUGAAGAUCCCAAUGGCAAUGUACCAAGAUACAUGGAUGAUUUCUAUGAGCUGGAACUGCAGUCUGUUUCUGGAGCACGAGGGUGGAGCAUCCCAGAGACAAAAGGUGGUGGUCCCUCAGCUCGGGAAUCUCACACCUCGGUUACUUACACUGGACUUGGCUCCCCAAAGCUCUACAUCUUUGGAGGGAUGCAAGGGUCCCGGUUAGAUGAUCUCUGGCAGCUCGAUCUCGAAACCAUGGUUUGGUCCAUGCCUGAAACCAGGGGUGCUACACCUCUUCCCAGAAGCCUUCACUCUGCAAAUGUUAUUGGAAACAAGAUGUAUGUUUUUGGUGGCUGGAUUCCCAUUCCAGAGUCAGGAAAACACAAUGCUGAAGGAACUGAAUGGAUCUGCACGAACUCCUUAAGUGUACUCAACUUAGACACUUUGUGCUGGGAGAACCUGGGCCCAGAGGAGCAGGAUGACAUAGAGUCCCAGCUGCAGAGCCAGGGACCUCAGACUGAUGACCCCUAUGCCUGCAGACCUGGAGCUAGAGCUGGCCACUGUGCUACCACCGUUGGGUCCAGGCUGUACAUUUGGAGCGGGCGUGAUGGAUACCGCAAGAACUGGAACUACCAGGUCUGCUGCAAGGACCUCUGGUUCCUGGAGACAGCUCUGCCAACAGUUCCAGAGGCAGUGUUACUGGUCAAAUCUACAGUCAGCAUGCUCCAUGUAGCAUGGCGCCCCCUGGCGGCAGCAGACUGCUACCUCCUUCAAAUCCAGCCUGUGCGUCCUCCCAGCUCUGCAGCCGGGGAUCCACCUGCUGCACCUCUGAAUCCAGGUGCAGCUGAAGGAAGGGAGGGGAAAGAUAAAGACUCUGCAGGUGUUCAGUCCCUUCAAUCUCAAACUGAAAGAGCCACUAAUAAAGACUCAAAAGCAUUGGCCCAGCAGGACACGACAGACAAAUCAUCCAAUGGCACAACACAGAGCAGAGCAGAAGGAGGGAUGAGUACUGGGACUAAAGACAAAGGACAGGAGGCAGCAACAGCAGAGAAAAGUGACUCGGCCCACCAGCAGUCAGAGAAACAGCCCGAUUCAGCUGACAAGACCUCAGAUUUCAGCCAAACUGAUAAGAAGGCUCCAGAAGAAUCUGUUUGGUAUGAUGCUGGUGUCUUCAAAACACUCUUCUCUGAGGUUCACCAUUACUUUCUACCCGCUGACAGUGAGCAAACGACCACUGCCAUCAGCAGCCGAACACCAAAUGCAAAAGAGCCUUUCCUUCAGAGAAAGCUGCCUGGACCUCAGGACUACCAGAACAGAGAGAAGCAGGAGCUGAGUCCAGGUCAGACCUACAGGUUCAGAGUAGCAGGCAUCAACUGUUACGGACAGGGAGACUUCAGCCAAGUCAGCGAGUUCAAAACCUGCCAGCCUGGCUUCCCUGGAGCGCCCUCUGCUGUCAGAAUCACAAAGGGAAGCGACUCAGUCCACAUCACAUGGGAGGCUCCCUCUUCUCCAUCAGGUCGGAUUCUGGAGUAUUCCAUGUAUAUGGCGGUGAAGAAGAGCCGCUCCAGCAGCUCCGAGCGUCCUAGUCAGAUGGCCUUCAUCAGGAUCUACAGGGGAACCAAGAUGUCCUGCUCCGUCAGCUCCGCUAACCUGGACAACGCCCACAUUGACUGCUCUGCCUCCAACCGGCCUGCCGUGGUUUUCCGGAUAGCUGCCAAGAACGAGCAGGGCUACGGCCCGGCGACACAGAUCCGCUGGAUUCAGGAUCCCAUAAAACUUCGAGCAUCCGUGUCAAGAACAGACGACGAAGCUGACCAGGAUGCUGCUGAUAGCUCCAGCUGAGAAAAGAUCAGGAACGAAGAUGUCACAUUUUGGAGAACACUGUAUGUGCACUCAGAAAGUGGGCAUUAAAUCCCACUCAGAUGUAUAUCUCUAGAUAGUUUUGUUAAUUUAUUUUUUUAUGUAUUUAAUUAUUACCUUGUAUAUAGAUAAUUUUCACAGGAUCUUUGACCACUUGGUUAUUUUACGUAGGCAAUUUUUUAAAUAAUUUAAUUUAGUAUGAUGCAGACUAAACUACAAAUGUGGCUUAAAACGUGUGAGAGGUUGGAGGUGCCUUAGAGCUCUUCAUAAGCUGUGAAUGCUUCAUUGAGAUUUGUUUUUUUUUUAAGAAACAGGCUGUUAACUGUGUCCAGGGAAGAAGCUAGAGUAGAAGAGGUUAGAUUCUCUGCCCAAGCCUGUGGCCUAGAGGCAGCUGAGGCCAGGAUCCUCACCCUUCUGCCUGGGGCUGAGCCAAGCUGAAGGGGAGUCAAAGAUAUCAGACAUACUGUCAGACAAAGCAGCACAGCGACACUGGCUAGCUAGUUAAUCUCCAGCCUGCUGAUUCACACCUGACAUGCAUCUUAAUCAACUCACAUGAUGCACAUCCUCCUAAUUCAGUUGUCUUUUUAAGCUGCAAGAUUUUCAGGCUCUCCCUCUGAUUUGUAAUUGCCAGCUCUGCCUUGAAUCAGCACUGUGCUCUCUCUUUCAACCCACCUCCGCCCCAGCAUCCACCUGGAGGCUCCAAUUGAGGGUAAAAAGAGUGAUGAAGUCAGAGCCUGACGCCAAAUAAAUGCUAUGCUGCCAUAAUAACUGCAUGAACAAUCACAAAAGUGAGUUCACUUACCAAACUAUAUUUUACGGUAGAUUUUGGUGUUUUAGUCUAAAUUUCCUGUCGCAUCUAACAGACUUCUACAUGUGCAACAAAAAUUAUGACCAGCUGCAGCUCUUGAAUUGAAUAAGAGAUCUUUUCAGUAAAAAUUACUCGCUGAACAGUUAAUUUAGGAACAUGACGCUCUUUUCUAUCAGUGAGUUUUUAACUUAAUGAGGUGAAUAAUAAAACUGUUUAAUAGUGGCUCUGCCAGCCUGAUCAACAUGUGUGCACCAAGGUUGUACCAGCUUUGGAUUUUUCAUCGUUUUAUUUUUAUAUAGUUUUUACUUUAGUUUUAAUUUGUUUUACUGCUGGUUUGUUAGUGUUGUUAUUUUGCAAAAAUGCUUCGUUCAAGUAACAUUUUUUCCUAGUUUUAGUGUUAGUUUUAGUUUUUUCAGAAUACCUGACCCAAAAAAGCUUUUCAGUUUUUAUUUAAUUUAUUGAAUUUUGAUGUUUGUAUACAUACUAGCCCUGAAAUUACCAUUAUAUGAAGACUUCAAUUAAAUCAGGCCAUUUUACACUCUCAGUCAGUCAGUAUGCUGCUGUCCGUGACUACAACUAGGGAGAUUUGUCUCUAAUUUCAUUCCUUUAGAAUUAGUUUUGUAAGCCAAGAGUCAAGUUUUAGUUUUUUGUUGGUAAAGCUUAGUUUUUGAGUUUCAGUUAACCAAACCAAUGUUUACCUUUUAGUUUUAGUUAUUUAGUUAGUUUUAGUUAACUAUAAUAAUCUUGGUGUCCACGCGGAGCUACUGUGUGCAAUUAUGCAAACAGAUGGAAGGGAAAAAAAGCAAAAACUUAAGUUAAUCUUAUGUUGUAAUGUAAAUCUGUUUACCCAGUAAGUGUCAGAACUAGGGGUGUAACGGUUCACAGAGGUCACGGUUUGGUUUGUAUUUUGGUUUUGUGGUCAUGGUUUGAUAUGGUAUUGGUUCAUUGAUAAAAAGGAAACAUAACCUCCAAAAUUUUUAAUUUCCUUCUCUAAUUAUUAUUAUUUAAACUAACACUAGUUAGUUGGUACAGCCUAUGAUGUAUUAAACAAGAGACAAAAAGAGUGGAAAAAUGCAAAAUAAAAAACAGAAGUUAAGAGCCCAACAUCUCCUGAUUUGACAGAAUAAAAAUGAAUACAGUAUAAAAUACAAAUUAAAAUAUGUGCAUUUUACAGAAAUGUAUGAAAUGUAUGACUUAUUAAUUUUGCUGUGACACUGUUGUGGUUAAAAAGCCAGUGCAGUGUGCAAAAUCUGGACUCGUGUAUUUUAGUGAAGGACUACACACUAGUUCUGUUAACACAGGGUGGGAAUUUGUAAUUGCGUCUGAGCUGAGCGCUUAAAUACACGCUUGGGGUCGGUGUUCUCUACUCCUACAGGCAUCAGCAACAUCUCUGACCCUUUCUGCUUUCACAGAUGAUGAGCAGGGGGAGAACAAGCCAACGGGUCUUGCUUCUCGUGCAGCGGGUGCUAGCUCUUCUUCAUAGUAUAUUAUGUUUUCCUGGCUUCUUCGUUUGUUGUUUAAUAGCAGUAGAAAACACUAACAUUGCUGCCACAUAGAUUUUUAGGCUUGGUUUGUCAAAUUUUUUUACGUUUUUAAUUGUUGACGUAUUCAUGUGACUACAUGCACCAAACUGCAACCCCAGAACGACAAAUCCCAGCACCGUUACACCCCUAGUCAGAGUAGUUCAGACUGCAGUAUGGUAACGGGCCGAUGCUCUCCAUAGGACUCAUCCUGCAUCGAUGUCGGCGCUGUCACUUGUCAUCCUUGCUGCUCUUCUUAGAAGCAACAAAAUUUGCCAUGACUGUCAUAUGUUUUCAUAUGCUUCACCCUCGUUAAGAUCUCUGAUCAGAUUUCUGGCAUUCAUUAAACUUUAGUUGUAAGAGCUGACUUGUCAAAAAUGCUGGAUUUAGAGCAGGCUUAGAUCCUUAAAUACUGUUAGUAGCAUGGGACAGAAUUAGAGGGAAUGUGCAUGGGCCUGGCUGGGAUAUUGGGGCCAAUCUAAACUCUAGUUGAGGUUAAGUGAUAAUCACAAGGGACUAAUAACCUCACUAACCACUGACCACAAUGUAUGAGCACUGAAAUGCACAUUUAUACCCCUCUGAAGAUCUUUGUCUUCACAGCCUUAUGCCUCUAUGAGUAGUCAGUAUUAAUGACAUCACUACGUCACAUUUGUAGUUACAUUUCUUUUAUUUUGGUCUUCUUUGUCAUAAGAUUUACAUUUACAUGUUUAAGUUAAAGUAAUGCAAAUGUAACUCACAUAAAGUGUGCACUACUCAUGCUCCAGAUAUGAAUUAAAGGAAUGAACAUGG
Molecule: messenger RNA, 5458 nt
Organism: Cheilinus undulatus (humphead wrasse)
Lineage: Eukaryota; Metazoa; Chordata; Actinopteri; Labriformes; Labridae
Gene: hcfc2
Product: host cell factor C2
Exons: 17
Coding region: 53-2323 (756 amino acids)
Biological process (GO): chromatin remodeling; regulation of DNA-templated transcription
Cellular component (GO): histone methyltransferase complex
Molecular function (GO): transcription coactivator activity; protein binding
Source: RefSeq, a predicted model, not a curated record